AUGGAACAACAACAACAACCAUUACAAUUACAAUUUUUACAAUUAUCUACAGAAAUUUCUCAACCAUUUAUAAUUCCAAAUAUUUCACCAAUAUCAAGUCCGAAAUUACUUGCUAAAUCAUCAAUUGAAGAAAAUAAAAUUGGAAAAUUACCUAAAAUGGGUUCAAAUGUAUUAUCACCAUUAGUAGUAAUUGCUGAAGAAGUAGAAGAACAAAAUCAAAAUCAAAACCAAGGUCAAGAAGAAUUGAUUAUUGAUGAUGGUGAAUUAAUAUCAACUAGAAAAUUAUCUAUACUUGAUUUAAAUUAA
Messenger RNA from Candida dubliniensis CD36, 306 nucleotides. RefSeq lists its product as uncharacterized. The coding region runs from base 1 to 306 and encodes 101 amino acids. The transcript has a single exon. Lineage: Eukaryota; Fungi; Ascomycota; Pichiomycetes; Serinales; Debaryomycetaceae. The record is from RefSeq and is a predicted model, not a curated record.